Messenger RNA from Salmo salar (Atlantic salmon), 612 nucleotides. It is a transcript of the gene synj1, whose product is annotated as synaptojanin 1. NCBI's taxonomy places the organism in Eukaryota, Metazoa, Chordata, Actinopteri, Salmoniformes, Salmonidae. The record is from RefSeq and is marked provisional.
GGGGGGGGGGUCCAAAUCUGACUCCUACAUUCACACGUACAGUAUCUCUCCUCUCCUGGUGAAUCAAGCUAGCUGUCAUACAUUUAGCAUUCAUUACACGUUGGUCAUUUUAGCAGACGCUCUUAUCCGGAGCGACUCACAGUCGGUGCAUUUUAAAACAACCACAUCACAGUCAUUGUAAAUCAGCACUUACUUCCUGUGUCCUUUUUUUGUUGUUCCAGGUGUGACAUCCAUUGGCAGCCUCAUCUUGGAUCUAACAUGGCCUUCAGCAAAGGAUAUCGCAUCUACCACAAGUUGGACCCGCCCCCGUACAGCGUCAUCGUGGAAACCAGGAACAGAGAUGAAUGCCUCAUGUUCGAGUCAGGCGCCGUCGCCGUCUUAUGUAAGACACACACUGAUUGGUUCAUGGAUUAUCACAGAUGCUUUCGUUUAAAAAAAUUAAAAAAGAAGAGAAAAAAUAAAAAAGGGAAAUGUAAUAAAAUGCUUAAAUUACAAGCCCAUCCACACCUUAAACCAUGCUGUGUUUAGAUAGAUUGACAUACUGAUUAUACGGGAGAAUGUCAUCAACAUGCAGAUCAUAAGAUAUACAAGAGAUCCCCUAUCCCUCCCCUC